Trichobilharzia szidati is the source of this 2448-nucleotide messenger RNA. The record is from the annotation of a GenBank genome assembly. NCBI's taxonomy places the organism in Eukaryota, Metazoa, Platyhelminthes, Trematoda, Strigeidida, Schistosomatidae.
GUCUUAUAGCGCGCCAAAAGUUUGUUGGUAAUGGAUUCAGUUUCGUCUUCGAUUUCCUUUUCGCUUUCUGUUGUUGUUGCGUUGGGUUUCUAAAUGAUUAUGGGGGUACUUAGUUUCCCUUACAGAUUCAAAUUUAUGGUAGUUUAGUUCAUUAUUUACUUUCGUCACUAUUUGCUUUUGAUACAACUAAUUCGACGGUUUUGUGUUUUAGAUUAAUUUAUCUGUAUGGAUGUUCGUGUCAGGCUUCGGCCUUGGCUGGAAAGUCGACUAAAUGAUGGGUGGUUUGAAGGCCUUAAAUGGCUUGAUAAAGAAAAGGGGGUAUUCCGAAUACCUUGGAAACAUCACAGCAAGCACACAUGGACUGAAGCCGACGCUGCCAUUUUCAAGGAUUGGGCUGUUGUUACUGGAAGGUUUCGUGAGGGUAUCGAUAUUCCUGACUGGCCAAUGUGGAAGACUCGACUACGUUGUGCUCUAAACAAAGCACCAGAUAUACAAGAAGUUAAGCAGCGGCAUAACUUGCAUUGUGAGAAGCCCUUCAAAGUGUAUAGAUUUGUCAGUAAGACAGAGUCACUUUGGCGAGCAAACGCAAUGAGAAACGCUAGUUUGAUAUUCGAUGGCAUACCACCAAUUUACGCAUUGACUUCAAAUAUACCGAAUACGAAUACUUCUCGUGUUAAUCCCACUUUCUCCCAUUCAAGACGAUCUACGUUAGCUGUCCAGAAAUUGCCUGGAAUAGGACAUGGAUCGCGUCAGUUUGCAUUGGUUAGGGGGAACGAUGGCGUCCUUAUGAAGCAAAUACAAUCCAACCAAUAUGGUUCAGCUUAUAUACUACAAGGUCAGCAGCCCAACCCCUAUCGAACUUACCGCAAUUCUGUAAACAUGGUUUCUAAUCAUAAUUUGGGAUGCGUUAGUGAAACUAUGAAUGUAGAUAGUCGAUUUAAAAUGCAUCCAUUAAGCAUUUCUGAUUACCAAAUGAUCAACGGUAACACUGCAUCUGACGACCUAUCGCUCCCCACUUGUUUUGUCCCUGGAGUUGUUCCAUUGGACCAGUCGCUUGUACUAAUACCUGAUAUUUUGGAGCCCGAAUAUCACCAGUUAGCUAUACGUAUACAACAUUUAAAUGUACGCGUGAGAGAUACUAUUAUUACUAAUCCAAAUGGUUGUUGUAUAUUCUAUGGAAGAUUUGACGAGAUCGCAUCUCCUACUGCUCCUGAACCAGUUGAAACGCUGAUUCCUCAUCAGAUUUCAGUAGCUAAUAAGCAUUAUGUAGACCUCCUGCUAGAGAAUAUGGUCAAAGGAAUCAUCUUAACAGUUAUUCAGGGCAGUAUUUAUGUCGAGAGGGUAUGCAAAUGUGCUGUCUUUGUGUAUAUACCAACGGUCAGUGGACAACACGUUUUAUUAAAGAAACUUGGGCGUCGAUUACGGGAGAAAGUAUUUGACUAUGACCAAUUUGUAUUUCAACUAGAGUCGUAUCGUCAAAACAAGCAGCCACGACCUCAUUUUGAAAUUGUUCUUGCAUUUGGUCAGCAGCUAAAGCCUGGUAUAUCUACUGACAGUCUAUUGGUGUGGUCUCGCGUUGCCAGCUGUCGUGCAUGGUUUCAUUUAUAUCAAUCUGAUUUUGUCAUGGCACAUAGCUACGAUGAGUACAGUAACAAUGUACAUUUAAAUAAUCCAAUGCCUUCCAUGUACUACCAAACUGCUGACAGCUCAGAACAACCAGACUAUAUUGUUUUGAAUCAUUUUAAUCAAAAUCAAAAUCCCAAUGAAUAUAAUGGUUACAGUAAAAUGCAUACUGUUGCGAAAUCCGACCGAACUGAUCCUGUUCAGGAACACGUACCUACUAUUAAUUUUGCAGAUACAACAUUAGAUACGGAUGGUAUUGGCACUGAGCAGAUAAUUGAAGAAGGCGUCGAAGUUCCUUUGGAUGAUACCGAUGAUUUAACCUAUGAUACUUCAGGUUCUGUGUUGCAGGAAAAUCUCAUCGUUUGUGAUCCAUCUCAAGAUGUCAGUUCGGUUCCUGUGUGUACUCCAAGUUCUUCAGUUUCUCAGGAUGUAUUUUUGAGCAGUGUUGACACAAUAGAUUUAAAAUCUCACUUACUUUCUGGUGUAAAUGAUACAAUUACAAACAACUUCAAUUCACAUUUUAAAGAGUGAUACCUAUUCAACUUUGUAUAGAAUCAACAAUUUUCCUUAUUUCCCUAGAAACUGUUUGUAGGCAAGCGUGAUAGACCCUUUCAUAUCUGUUUAUACUUAUGUUCUUAUGUUACUCUAUAUAUGCUCGGAAAAGAUAAAUACUACUUUCUUUGUAUUCAUUUCAAUCAUGUGAUUUUUUUGUUACGUAAUGAAAUGGUGUGUCCUUUAAUUUGUUCAGGCAGGUUAAUAAAUCACGAAAUAUCGGCGGUAAACACAUUAGGUAAAUUGCCUUUAGUAUUGAUGGCUUCCUAGAAG